ACUCCUUUCUACUUCUCCGAAACUCUGCAUGUUUGCAGGCAAAAGCCCAAGGCGCUGAGGCGCGUGCAAUGGUCGGCUCGCCCUAGACGGCCUGAGUUUCCACCCUUGGGUGGGCAGCCAAAGUGUCUGGAGCAGCCCCCCCCCCCCCGGGUUAACCCUUUGCGCGUGAGCUCUGGGCCGCCCCAGCCCCUAUGGCUGGCUGCAAUAUUGGUCAGGCCAGGCAGAAGUUGGGAGGGACCUGGGCCCCUUGAGUCUCUCAGUCAGGAUCUGAAGGGGUUCAGAGCUCUGGAGGCGUCCUAUUGAUCCCGACAGGCCCUGGGAGAGGCCUUUCUCUCUCAGCCUUGUGUUAUCCUCAUACUGGCCUUAACUUCUAUUAGGGAUGCAGGUGUCCAUGCUAGCGUGGAAGGACAGAGGCCCAGGGAGGCACUGGCUGAUGCAGGGAUAGGCCUGGGGAAAGAGACCCCAUUUCUCAGAGACUUUCUAUGGGUCACAACAGCAGGCUGCUGGUCCUGGCUGGAUUUGAUUUGUCUCCUGGGGCUGUCAAAGUGCAACAGCAAUAGGACUUACCCCUCCACUGGCCCAGGAAGCCCACCCUGCCCCACCACACAGAACACAGAGGAAAGAGAGCCCCAUGCCUGAGCCCAGGCAAGAACUAUGGAUGUGACGAAGAUGGGUAUGAUCCAGCUGCAGAACCCCAGCCACCCCACGGGGCUGCUGUGCAAGGCCAACCAGAUGCGGCUGGCUGGGACCCUGUGUGAUGUGGUCAUCAUGGUGGACAGUCAGGAGUUCCACGCUCACCGGACGGUGCUGGCCUGCACCAGUAAGAUGUUCGAGAUCCUCUUCCACCGUAACAGCCAGCACUAUACGCUGGACUUCCUCUCGCCAAAGACCUUCCAGCAGAUUCUGGAAUAUGCAUACACGGCCACGCUGCAAGCCAAGGCGGAGGACUUGGAUGACCUGCUGUAUGCCGCAGAGAUCCUAGAGAUUGAGUACCUGGAAGAGCAGUGCCUGAAGAUCCUGGAGACCAUCCAGGCCUCCGAUGACAAUGACACAGAAGCCACCAUGGCUGACGGCGGGCCUGAGGAAGAAGAGGACCGCAAGGCUCGCUAUCUCAAGAACAUCUUCAUCUCGAAGCAUUCCAGCGAGGAGAGCGGGUAUGCCAGUGUGGCUGGACAGAGCCUCCCCGGGCCCCUGGUGGACCAGAGCCCUUCCGUCUCCACCUCGUUCGGUCUCUCAGCCAUGAGUCCCACCAAGGCUGCAGUGGACAGUUUGAUGACCAUCGGGCAGUCUCUCUUGCAGGGAACUCUCCAGCCUCCUGUAGGGCCCGAGGAGCCAAUGCUGGCGGGGGUUGGGCGGCACCCUAUGGUGGCGGAGGUGAAGAUGGAGAUGAUGCAGGUAGACGAGGUGCCCAGUCAGGACAGUCCUGGGGCAGCGGAGUCCAGCAUCUCAGGAGGGAUGGGAGACAAGGUGGAGGAGAGAGGCAAAGAGGGGCCCGGGACACCUACUCGAAGCAGCGUCAUCACCAGCGCUAGGGAGCUGCACUAUGGGCGAGAGGAAAGUUCUGAGCAGCUGCCCCCCGCAGCCGAGGCUGGCCAGGGCCCCCCCACCCGACCAGAUCCCCCAGGGCCCCUAGCAGAGAAACAUCUGGGUCUCUACUCCAUGUUGCCCAACCACAAGGCUGAUGCCGUGUUGAGCAUGCCAUCUUCUGUGACCUCUGGCCUCCACGUGCAGCCUGCCCUGGCUGUCUCCAUGGACUUCAGCACUUACGGGGGCCUGCUGCCCCAGGGCUUCAUCCAGAGGGAGCUGUUCAGCAAGCUGGGUGAGCUGGCUGUGGGCAUGAAGUCGGAGAGCCGGCCCCUUGGGGAGCAGUGCAGUGUGUGUGGCGUGGAGCUCCCAGAUAACGAGGCGGUGGAACAGCACAGGAAGCUGCACAGUGGGAUGAAGACGUACGGCUGCGAACUCUGUGGAAAGCGGUUCCUGGAUAGUUUGCGACUGAGAAUGCACUUACUGGCUCAUUCAGCGGGUGCCAAAGCCUUUGUCUGUGACCAAUGCGGCGCACAGUUCUCCAAGGAGGACGCCCUGGAGACACACAGGCAGACCCACACUGGCACGGACAUGGCCGUCUUCUGUCUGCUGUGUGGGAAGCGUUUCCAGGCGCAGAGCGCGCUCCAGCAGCACAUGGAGGUCCAUGCCGGCGUGCGCAGCUACAUCUGCAGCGAGUGCAACCGCACCUUCCCCAGCCACACGGCUCUCAAACGCCACCUGCGCUCGCACACAGGUGACCACCCGUACGAGUGUGAGUUCUGUGGCAGCUGCUUCCGGGAUGAGAGCACACUGAAAAGCCACAAGCGCAUCCAUACUGGCGAGAAACCCUACGAGUGCAACGGCUGUGGCAAGAAGUUCAGCCUCAAGCACCAGCUGGAGACGCACUACAGGGUGCACACAGGGGAGAAACCCUUUGAGUGCAAGCUGUGCCACCAGCGGUCCCGGGACUACUCGGCUAUGAUCAAGCACCUGAGAACACACAACGGAGCUUCGCCCUACCAGUGCACCAUCUGCACCGAGUACUGCCCCAGCCUGUCCUCCAUGCAGAAGCACAUGAAAGGCCACAAGCCGGAGGAGAUCCCGCCCGACUGGAGGAUAGAGAAGACGUACCUGUACCUGUGCUACGUGUGAAAGGGGCGUCCCUCACGGGGGGGUGCCGCGUGGGAAGCCGGGAAGAGGAGCUCUAGAGAGCAAGAUGAAGUGGAGGAAGGACUGUGCAAAGAGAUUUAAAGGGAAAAAAAAAAGAAAAGGGAAAAAGAGAGAGAGAGAGAGAAGGAAAACCUGAUAGCGAUGUGGCUUUGAAUUCUCUCUGUGGCUUCUGGGGAUACCGAGGGCUAAGUCCCUGCCCUUUUUUCUGGGGGGGGGGGCUCUCCUCUCCUUGAUUUUCUUGGGUGGGGCCAGGAUGGUCUUUGUUCAUUCACACGGUGGCAUAUUUUUCUCCUCCUCCUCCCCAGACCCUCCUUUUGUGUCCAGAAAUGGACACCGUUUCUGCCUGUCCCCUUCCCCUCCCCCCACCCAUUACACCCCCUUCUCCCUGUCUCCUCAAAAGAUGGAGAGAGGAGCUACAGAUGGUAAGAGGAAGGGUACCUGGUUGAUGUUCAAAAUGGCAGCUCUGGUUUGCUAGGAGCAGCAUGGGAAGGGGAAGGGCUCUUUCUCUCUCCACCACUGGGUUCGUCCGUUGCUUUCUCCGCCCGGCCCUGCUACAGCUGGCUGCCCCUCAGGGUCUCCCGGUCCCCUAACUCUCCCUGAGCUCCUGGCUCCUGCUUGACUGCUGUCCUGCAGGUCCCGGCGGGCUCCCGUCCCUCGUCCCUGGUCCCUCGUGGGGCUGGCAGCUCUUCCCUCCUCGGGUCCCUUGUGGGGAAAGUUGCGUCGGGCUCCUCCACCUCUCAACUUAGGUUCUGAGGACAGAGAACAAAAAGAAGCCCAGCUCCCCACCCUGGUCCUCAAAACUCACGAGCUAGAUUCCUGCGGAGCUGCUUUUGCUUCCAAAAUGGAAAACUUAUAUAUAUAUAUAUAUAUAUAAAACCUAAUGUGUCCUCCAUGUCAAACACACACAUCCCUAGAACUCCAUUUUCAGCUCCUGAGGGAAGGAAUCCCCUUGCCCCAUUGAAAAGGCCCUGGAAGGAGAGAUCUCUCUCCCGAGGGCCACUCCUGCCAGAGGGAACAUUGGCCCAGCCCAGGGGAGGAGUGACGACCAGGGGAGGAACUUUUUGUCCUACUGGGGACCCUUGAAAGCCCAGGGUCUGGGAGACCCCAGGCCCAGUGAGCUUUGUAUGUGUGCGUGUGUGUGUGUGGCAGGAGGCAGGGGACCUAGGUCCAGAGAAUAGCACAGAAUUUCUGGCUCACAGUCCACACACAGGCAGGAGGGGGAGAAGGAGGAGUUCUUUGGCCUUGUGUUCUGUUUUGCUUCGUUUCUGUGUCCCCUGUUAGCACAUUGUACUUGAAUUACCUCAGUUUUGUGUGUGUGUGUGUGUGUGUGUGUGUGUGUGUGUGACCUCAUGAGCUUUUUUAGGUUUCUAACCCCUGUACGUCUUUUCUAGGUUGGGGGAGGGAAGGCUUGGAGGAAUAAGGAGGGUGUUCUUGUUUUGUUGUUGUUGCUUUUUUUUCCUGUUCUUGUGUAAGUUAGCAGUUGGCUUUAGACUUCAGCUGGCCGAGGCUGCCCACACGGCCAGGUAAACAGCCCCUCAGCUAGGAAACACACGCGUCGUCGCACGGGAGUUGAAUGCACAGGAGCCGAAUGCGUGACAUCUGCUUGGGAGCGCUGGGCGAGCGGAGAAGGCAGGUGGAGGGGUGCUGAGGGUGAUGGGCGACCCUCUGUCCCCCCCCCCCGAGAGUCACGGGGAGCUCUGCCCUCUGUGCCCUCUGAACCCAGCGUCCGUGCAGCCUGAAAUACUCGGAAGGGAAAAAUCCCCACCUUCCUCAGUUCUGAGGAUUGGCUGGGCUCUUUGGGCUCGAGGGAGCCCGUACCGUCCACAUCCGUGCAACUGUGUCGGGCCUCGCAGGGGUCCUUCUUGCCAACAUCGUUACGUAGAUUUUUUCCUGGCUGGUAGUGCGCAUGUGUGCGUGUGCAAGAUACGGCAGAGAGCAGACCCGGCCUUGGUUGUCUUGUGUUGGGUGGUGUGUUGUUUGUUUUCUAAAAGCUACCUCUUCCGUUCGUCCAGUUGUUCUUUUCUUCUCUCGAAGCUCCCUUCCGCUGCUCAGCGCUCCCAUUUCCUCCAGCCUCGCCACCCUGACGUGUAGAAAGCACAUCUGCAAGAGUUGCGUUUGCCUUGGGAUGGGCCCUCGGUGUCAUCUCAUGCUUGAUGGGUUGUUUUUUCUGUAUGUGUGUGUGCGUGCGUGCGUGUGUGCGUGUGUGUGUGUACUGUGCUUUGUUCUGUUCUUUCCUUUCUCUGAGAACGUGGUGAGCGCGUUGCGAUGUUCUGUUUUCGCUGUCGUUGUUUGAAGGUGGUUUAGGGAAGCGGUUGGCGUAGAGGAAUCUAGGGAAGUCGGAGGGAUGGGUGCUGCUGUAACCACCUCCCUGUCCCUCGGCUCCAUCCUUCCUGCCCUGCCCUUUAAUCUCAUCCACCAAAUCAGAAAGCCUUAAAAAUCGUAUGUGGGGGGGGUGUGGACGAGGGGGUACUUGUCACUAGACUGGACUAGGGAUGGUAAAGUAGGGAAGAGGCUAGUUUGCAGUUCUGACAAUGACUUAGUGUGUUGGGAAGAAGUUACACCUGAGUUACUGUGAGCAGAACAGGUGUCAGGUGUACGAUGUGGACGGAUGAGAAUCAUUAGGCACCGAGCCUUCCUCCCCGAUCCGUCCGGGAAGAGAGGGCACUCUCUCGCUGACCCUCAGGACAUCCAUACAGCCCAGGAAAAAAAAACAAAAACAGCAUUUUAACAGCAAGAAGUCAUUUCAUAGGGGUAGGGAGAAACAAACAAAAAAAUCCCCACAAAACUUAGUCUCAAAACGGUUCCAUAGAACUAGCGAGUCCCUCGCCCCCCCCGCCCCCCCACCCCGCCCCCCCCAGUUCUCUGCUCACUCAUAAAAGCUUGAGAAGGCUGAGCGGAUCUCUACAAAUUGUAAUAUUUUUGUAAUAUUUGUCCGUUCUUUCGUCAGUUCUACAAGUCCUUGCCCUUUUCUUUUGUAAUGUGAAUAGGAAGUAAAGAAAAAAAUAUAAUAAAAAGACAAAAAAUAAAGCCCCACAAUUCAUCACCACCACCACCAAAAUAUCCCUCCGUGUGUGUGUGUGUGUGUGUGUGUGUGUGUGUGUAAACUCACACUGUGUUGUCAGAAUCGUAUGUUUCAGCAUUGGAUGGUACUAACCCAGCACCUGCCCGCACCCCCUGCCCCUGGGGGAGGGGGGGUUCUGCAGCGCUACCUGGGAGGUAGAGGCAGGCAGCUAGACUGAAGAGGCACCCCUGUAUUUGCUGGGCUCCUCCGCAUAACCCCAGAUGCCCCAGUGGAGUUUAACACGGCCCUCUCCUCCAAACUUCCUGCCUGUAAGGACAGAUCGACGCGAGAGCCAUGCUCAAGUGACCCAGGCUUUCCCUGGCUGUCCCAAGAGGCCUUUCUUUCCUUAUCUGGGGCGAUAGGGUGGCAGUGAGGGUGCUGGGGAGACCAGGAAGGUGGAAGUGGCGCCCUCUUCAGGUGAGGGGGUGUAUUUGCGCCUCUCUUCUUUGGGCCACCUGGUCCUCAGAGUUACUCUGCUGCCUUUAGUAUAGAGCCCUGCAGAAUGGAGACCCGCUACUACUGCCUUACCAACACAGGGAACUUCUCCAUCGUGGAAAGCCUGGGUGGGUUAGUGGGCCUUUGCCCGUGUCCGGCUCCUGCGAGGGAGUCCCCGAAUGCUUCUGGUGACAUCACCCCUUCUAGCCAUGUGUUCCUUCCCUGUUCACUCAAAGCAUUAAAAUCCUAUGUGUAUAUAGGAUAGAAAAAAAUUAUAUAGAGAGAGAAAUAUAUAUAUAGCAAGAGAGAUAUAAAAUAGUACAUGUCAUUGCUGCUUUGCUGGAGGCCGUGAAUAUGAGAAUGGGACACCUGAGAGGUGAGGCUGGGUUGGGAGGCCAGGGGACCCAGGAACCAGUACAAUCCCGGGAGGCAACGCGGGCUGAUGUAAUCUUUGUGCCUGAACAGUUUUUCCAUGUAGGGGAAAAAAGCUGCGACCUUUUCACAAGGAAAUGCGGUACCUUUCUGGAUGCUAUAGGUACACGUGUCUUGGGGGGGGGCAAUAGGAAACCUUAGAAAGGAGUGAGCAAAGGGGUGGGGGGGGGACGUGGACUUGGUCAGGAGAGGAGGGGAGAUGGAAGAAACUUGUGGCUAAGUUUCCUGGCGAGUUAGACUACAGGGGGGACUGGGGGUACCACGCUAUGAGAGAAAAGCAGAGACAAGAGUCUUGUCUGUUGAUUUUCCUCAGCCCAUCUUCCCCCCCCCCCCCCCCGCGCUCCCCUCUAAUUUGUCUCCUCCUCCCUGGAAAAUCUCCUGGCUGUGUCAGUGAGAAUCGAAACAGAUCAGCCCUGUGGAUGAAGGCUAGAAGCCAAGUGAGGAGUCCUGGGCAAAGCUGGGAGAUUGGGUCAGAGGAAGAGUGGGGGAAAGGGAGUGCAAGCAAUGCCCCCCCCGCAACACACACACACACACACACACACACACACAGAGCCUGCCAAUCAGCAAGUGCAGUCCCUCCCCCCCUCAAGGCCUUGGCAGCCCACUUUGUAGACAGGGUCUCCUCUCCUGGUGUGUAUCAUAGCAUUUGUUUCCAUAGUGUUAUGCAUGAUCUUUGUAAGGUAAAGAAGCCGUGAUGGUACACCAUGCCAUCCACCCUAUAUAUAAAGAUAAAUAUAUAUAUAAUGUAUGUAAGUUAUAGCACUGAGGGCCUGUGGCCCUGCUGGACCAAGCAAAACUUAAGCCUUUUGGUUUGGGUAUUAUGUUUCUUUGUCCUGUUGGUUUAUCAUUUGUGUGUCUCUGUGUGUGUAUGUGUGUGUACGUAUGUGUGUGUGUCCGUGUGUGUGUGUGUGUGUGUGGCUUGUCUUUUUUGUGGUGACAGCACAAGUGCCAGUCUGAUCGCUCUGUAUUACAGAAUAGUGUUUUGAAUUCAUUGAUGUUCUAGUUGAUGUCUACCUCAGCACCUCCUCUUAGCCUGAUCCUAGGAGGUUGCCCAAUUUUGUUUCUUCAACUUUCCUGGUUCUUCUUUUUCUUUUUUGUACAAAUUGAUCUCUCCCUCCCCCUCUUUUUCCCCCUCCCCUCCCAUUCUUUCUUCCUUUCUCCCUCCCUUCUUUCCCUGUCUUCUUGGGUCUCUCCUGUCUUUCUCAUUGCCCCUUUCCUUCUCUCUUCUCCUCCUCUGGGUCCCUGGUCCUGUUUGUCUCAUCUUUCUCACCGUAUUCCUUCCUCACCCCCCACCAAGUCGUGCUUGCCAGUUCUCUCUGUCUUCUGAAGUAGUUCAGUCCAAGUCGUGCAGUCUCAGUUGCAGCUUUCCGCACCUGCCUUCGGUUCGUGUAGAUUAAUGCAUUUUAUUUGGAAUUUCAGUGUUUCUGACAAGAUUUAAAAAGAGAAAAAAAAUGAAAAAAAAAUGAAAAAAAUGAAAAAAAAAAACGAAUUUACUGCUGCAGGUUUUUUUCUCUCUCCAUGUGUCACCAAGUGAAGUUGUGCCUUCUAUAGCAAAGAGAAUAUUUUUUACAUCCUACUAACAGUAGAUUUUUUUGUAGUGAACAUUUUUUGUAUUUUUAUUUAUAAGUCUCAUAAGAAAAAUAGCAAUGUUCAGUUGUAUACCUUGAAUCUGCAGUUAGAUGAGAAUAAAGUUAAUUCAGUUGUCA
This is a messenger RNA of Perognathus longimembris pacificus (Pacific pocket mouse), 8328 nucleotides long. RefSeq names its product zinc finger and BTB domain containing 16 (gene Zbtb16). NCBI's taxonomy places the organism in Eukaryota, Metazoa, Chordata, Mammalia, Rodentia, Heteromyidae. The transcript is spliced from 7 exons. The record is from RefSeq and is a predicted model, not a curated record. Bases 655 to 2676 code for a protein of 673 amino acids. Gene Ontology annotation, biological process: regulation of transcription by RNA polymerase II. Gene Ontology annotation, molecular function: DNA-binding transcription factor activity, RNA polymerase II-specific; RNA polymerase II cis-regulatory region sequence-specific DNA binding; protein binding.